Messenger RNA from Nicrophorus vespilloides, 1641 nucleotides. Its product is annotated as bleomycin hydrolase. Gene Ontology annotation, cellular component: cytoplasm. Bases 180 to 1541 code for a protein of 453 amino acids. The transcript has 7 exons. The record is from RefSeq and is a predicted model, not a curated record. NCBI's taxonomy places the organism in Eukaryota, Metazoa, Arthropoda, Insecta, Coleoptera, Silphidae. Gene Ontology annotation, molecular function: cysteine-type aminopeptidase activity. Gene Ontology annotation, biological process: proteolysis; response to toxic substance; L-homocysteine catabolic process.
UUGGCAUGCUUUGCUAAACAAACGUUAGAUUGGAUUGGGUGUUGUGUUUGUCAACGCAAAAGUGCCUAUCACUUCGCACAGCAAUCAUCACAUAUCUCGCAAAUUUGUGAACACUUAUUUGUAGUGCGAUUCGCUGUAUUUGUUCUGCAAUUGAAAAAUCCUCAAACGCCCUGUAAAUAAUGGAUCCUUCACCUCUCAGCAAAGAAACCCUUCAGAAGUUUCGCAGCGCAUUCUAUGACAGCCCAAAGAACAUUCUUGCCCAGAACGUGUGCAGCAGAGUAGACCCAUUCGAUGUUUGCCUAUCUAGGAAACAAUUGGAGGAUGUCCAGCAUGUGUUCAAUCACAAGGUUGAUGAAGGUAAACCAAUGACCAAUCAGAAAAGUAGUGGCCGUUGCUGGAUUUUUGCCACACUCAAUGUGAUCAGGUUACCAUUUAUGAAGCAGCUCAACAUUGAAGAUUUUGAAUUCUCACAAGGUUACUUAUUCUUCUGGGAUAAAAUUGAGAGGUGCCAUUUCUUCCUCAACAAUGUUGUUGAAGUGACCAAAAGGAAUGAAGCAGUUGAUGGAAGAUUAAUGUCAUUCUUGUUGCAUGAUCCAACCACUGAUGGAGGGCAGUGGGAUAUGAUUGUUAAUGUUAUUAAUAAGCAUGGUUUAAUGCCAAAGAAAUGUUUCCCUGAAUCCUUCAGCUGUGAGGCCAGUUUAAAGAUGAAUCGCAUUUUGAAAAGCAAACUGUGUGAAUAUGCCAAAGCAAUUAGAGACCUAUUAGCUAAAGGUGCAGGAGACAGCGAAGUGAGGCUGUUGAUUGAAUACCAAAUGGAGAAUAUUUUCAGGAUUGUGGGUAUCUGCUUAGGUAUUCCAAGUGAAACAUUCACAUGGAAUUACUAUGAUAAGAACAAGGGUUAUCACACAAUUGGCCCAAUCUCGCCAAAAGAUUUCUAUGAGAAUCAUGUGAAACCUAUUUAUAAUGUGGAUGAUAAGGUCUGCCUGGUCACAGACCCAAGGCCAACGAAUCCAUUUGGAAAAAGUUACACAGUCGAUUGUCUUGGAAAUGUUGUUGGUGGUAGAGCUUGCAUUUACAACAAUCAACCAGCCAAUGUUCUCUUGGAUUUAGUUAAAGCAAGUAUUAAGGAUGGCGAAGCUGUUUGGUUUGGAUGUGAGGUGUCGAAGAGGUUUGCUCCUAAACAAGGAAUCCAAGACCUUGAAAUACAUGAUUUCCCAUUGGUAUUUGGAGUUGAUAUUCAAACAACUCUCACCAAAGCUGAACGUUUGUUAUAUGGAGAAAGUGCAAUGACUCACGCAAUGGUUUUUACUGCAGUUAACACUAACGAUGAAAAUGAGGUAACUAAAUUGAGAAUUGAAAACUCGUGGGGUGAAGAAAGGGGAGAAAAAGGUUAUUUGAUAAUGACAGUGCCAUGGUUCAACGAAUUCGUCUUCGAAGUUGUCGUCGAUAAGAAGUACGUUCCGGAGGACGUUAUGGACGUAUUCAAACAAGAACCUGUUGUGCUGCCGGCUUGGGAUCCGAUGGGAACUUUAGCGCAGUAAAAAGUAAACUCGAUACCUUUAAAUGUUCAAAAGAGAGAGAGAGAGAGAAAUGAAGUGAGAACGAACAUUCUUACCAAAAUUAAUUUUUAAUCAACAAACA